AUGCACGGCCAUUACUUGGAGAUUGUAAAUGAGACGGAAUUAAGGAAUACUUUACAAAUACAUUUCACCGAGUUUUCCACUCCGUCCGGAAAUGAUUCUCUGUCGGAGAAUAACGGAGAGUUAAUAUUGGGCAUUUCGGCAAUGCCUGUUGUCAUAUCAAUUCUUAUAAUAUCUUUCAUUUUUCUUUUUAUUGUCGGCUUUUUCGGAAACAUCACUGUCAUCUACCGCAUGCUGAGGACUCAAAGAGAAUGUGUUCACGUUUAUGGAAAAAACACAAGUAAUCGGAUUCCCAUUCAGAAAUAUGUACUUUUCCUUGCCUUAGUCGAUCUCAUCGUUACUACGAUGAUUACUAUGCUCAUUCCUUACAUAUACUUCGGGGAAUGGUUGUUUGGAGCAUAUCUGUGUAAAGUCUUCUGGGCUGUCGAUCAGUUGAACAAGAUUCUUUCAAUCCACAUCUUGACAGGAAUGGCGAUAGAAAGAUAUUUGAUUGUCCGUCAAUCAGUUGACACAAAUCGGAGCGGAGCUUCAAGAUGUUCAAAUUAUGGUUUUUAUGUUUGUCUCAUCAUAGCUCUGGUUCUUCUAUAUCCUAUAAUGACUUAUGCACAGAUUGAUGAUAGUCGAUAUAUUGGUGUUCAGUUUGUCACCACUUGCGUCUCUCCUAUGCCCGACCAUCUGGUAGAGUUAUUCACAAUUUUUAUGUUCAUAUUUGGAUAUGUUAUUCCGGGAUUGAUUGUCACAUUCUGCUAUGUGAUGCUUAUUCGAAUGUUAAGUAAGAGAUACCAAUUGACUCAGAUGAGUGGAAACUCAAAGACAAAGCUUGUUCAUAAGGUUUCUAAAUCCAUACUGUAUGUAACAGCUUUUCAUUUCGUUUGUUGGACACCAUUCUGGCUUAUCAAUCUCAUACCUAUUAUUGAUCACAGAAUUUGGAAAAAUGGAGUUUCUAAAGAAUACACCUACGGCAUAUUCCAAAUUUUUUCAACAAUUUGUCCUUAUGUAAAUUGUUCCUUCAACUGGUGUUUCUAUGUUUUACUCAAUCAUCGACUUCGCAAACAAAUAUUCAGGAGAUCAUCAACUCAUACGAGCCAUUGUCUCACUCAUACUCAACACACUCAUCGUCGUGACGAUCAUUCGCCCUUACUAAUUCCUAUUCAGAACUUAUAA
Molecule: messenger RNA, 1161 nt
Organism: Auanema sp. JU1783
Lineage: Eukaryota; Metazoa; Nematoda; Chromadorea; Rhabditida; Rhabditidae
Source: the annotation of a GenBank genome assembly